AUGCCGCCCGUGAUGCUCAGCACGCUCUGGGCGUGGGCCCUGUGUCAGCCUUCUGACGCUGCUGAGGUGAUCCCAGCAUGUUCCAAGUUGCCAGGACCAGUGCUUAUGCAGGUGGCUGUCUCGAACCUGACCCGCGCAGAUACAUCUGGAUCAUCUGGGGUGGCCGCGGUAUUCGCAGGUUUCACCUGGCAAGAUCCACCUCCGGACCUACUAAUUUUGCCAUGCAACCAGUCCUUGACCCUGAACCAAUCCUUCGAUAUGGAUGCACGAUGCCCUGGAGAAUGCCCCUACUAUGCUAUGGAUCAGCGACAUGGGGUGUCAUCCUGCAGAGCCAGCUGCGUGGUUGCCUCCCAAUGUGUCAUUUACAAUCCAGAUGCUCCGGUCCCAGACCAAGCAGCUGGAACUUGCCGCGGAGCUUUAGUAGAUGGCUGUUACCGUCCGAAGCUAGAUGGUACAGACACCUGCUUGGAGUGUGCAGCUUGGUAUCGGCAAACUCCGGCCGGCAAAUGCGAGCUGGAAUAUCUCUGGGUGAUCUAUUUGGUUGCUGCAUUGCUUGGAUGUCUGCUUUUGGCGCUGUUGGCCUAUCUCGUUGAACUUCACUGGCGCCCUGCCACCAACAUGGUCGGCUUGGAUUGUGGGCUGGGUGCCCGGUCGCAGCAGAAAUAUCGAGACCAGAACCGCGAGCUGUGGCCGUUGUCUACGAAUCUUUGUCGUACUGAAGUGGGUGGACCGGGCCUCUUGCUCCAUUUCAACUUCAUGGCAGUCGUUGUGAUUUGGGCGGUUGCACUUGGUCUUGGCUGGGUGUUGCUUGCAUACAUGGUAGAUACACAGCUGCUCGUUUUGGGCCGCAAGCCGUACGGCACUGCAUACAGGAACUGCGUCCUUGUGGCGUGGGGCUACACUGUUCAACAGAGGCUCAUGCGGGCCAAGCUUCUGUAUCUGGCGCUUGCAUACCUUGCAGCUUGGCUGCGGAACAAUGGUACGUUGUCCACGUUGAUUCAGGUGAUCUUGACGUGGGCGAUUCUGGUCCCUGCUAUUAUCCCACUGCUGCUGUCCGUGAGCCUACUUUUUGGCCUUGUCAUUGAUGUCAUCUAUCAGGGCACUACUGCUUCCAUCGUUCUCUUUUUGUUUGGCCAUCUUGGGGACGCAUGCAACCAGCCGCUGGGUCUAUGUGUGCUUACCUUUUGGAUUUCUGUGGCCUCAAAGUUGUCUCUGAUCCUUCUUUGGAGCGGCUGUGAAGGCUUUCUCACGGAGUGCUGCGAUGGGCUAACUUUCCGCAAUCUGAGUGCUUGCCUCUCUGGCAGCUUUGCAAUCUUCACGGUGCUAUUUGAAGUGAUUUGGCCAGUGACUAUCUUCAUCAUGCUGCUACUGGCAGACAGUUGUACGCCGGGGCUAAUCGCCAGCACUUGGUUUUUGCUGUCGCCUUUCUUCUUGGAGGCUUUGUGUUGCUGGCCCAUUUUAUCGAGCUGCCAUCCGAAGGUAGAUCCUGUCGAUUUGAUGGAUACUUUUACUCGGAUUGGUUUCGAUCCUGAUACCUUCAACGACGAAACUUAUGCAACAGGUUGUGUUAUUUGUUUGUCAGACUUUGCUGCAUCUCACGAUAUCGUGUUGGCCCCGUGCGCUGCUGGUCGCCACGUCUUUCACGAACAGUGUUUGCUUGGCUGGCUUCAAAGAGCCCAGACAUGUCCGUUAUGUCGCAGCCGCUUGAGUGCUGCAGCUUCUCGCGGAGAAGCGAUGGAACUUCCGCUUGCUUCAUGACAGCACGACGGAGCCGCGAAGCAAAGCUGAGCACUCGAGAGACGGAGCGAUGCGCUCGAGUAGAACUUGAAAUGAACAUGGCCAAAGUGCCUCUGAUUUUCAGGUGUCACCAGACUUUGAUCACGAUUUCGCAGCAGGGUUGCCACGCA
Messenger RNA from Cladocopium goreaui, 1907 nucleotides. The record is from the annotation of a GenBank genome assembly. NCBI's taxonomy places the organism in Eukaryota, Dinophyceae, Suessiales, Symbiodiniaceae.